Protopolystoma xenopodis is the source of this 312-nucleotide messenger RNA. The record is from the annotation of a GenBank genome assembly. NCBI's taxonomy places the organism in Eukaryota, Metazoa, Platyhelminthes, Monogenea, Polystomatidea, Polystomatidae.
AUGGAAGCUUUGGGUAGCUCAAAUGGGUCAUGUUCGCUCUAUGACAGACACAUACCAAUCAAUCGGGCCUCUAGCCGGCUUAUUGAGGGGGCACAUAAAGUUCUGGUGGGACGGCGGUGUAUAUCCCGCAACAAUCAAGACGAUACAGCUACCUCUACUGCUCUUCAGCAUAUGGGUGAUGCGUCAGACGCGCACUUGGAUAAACUGAGGGCAUGUUCUUCGGUCGAUCGCAUGUCUAAUCGCCUUUCACAGCUUUCCCUUUCAUCUACUAGACCAGCAGGUAUGCUACCUGAAUUUAAUUCUAGAACAUAA